Peniophora sp. CBMAI 1063 is the source of this 1437-nucleotide messenger RNA. The record is from the annotation of a GenBank genome assembly. Lineage: Eukaryota; Fungi; Basidiomycota; Agaricomycetes; Russulales; Peniophoraceae.
AUGACAGGUUCCGGGUCGGGUACCCGUCAAUUCAAGAGACUCGUCGAGUCCGAGGGAAAUUCAUCCCACGCACCCUCGGAUAGAGUGGCUGGCCCACCCUUUCCUCCCGUCGGUUGGAAGGAGAGCUUCUGCAAUACUGUCAAGUCCUCUUGGAUCAAUAGCUUCAUCCUCUUUCUCCCAAUUGCCAUGGGCGUGUACUUCGCUGGCGAAGAUCAAGUUCAAAAGGACGCUGUUGUUUUCGGUCUAUGCUUUCUGUCGAUCAUGGCUUUAGAGAGCUUCGUUGACUUCGGCGGCGAGCAGCUCGCGCUAUACACCGGAGACCUUGUCGGGAACUUUAUCGUCACUACCUUGAAGAAUGCUGUCGAAGCAACAGCUGCCAUCAUCUUACUGGUGCGGUGCGAGCUCAGGCUUCUUAAGAGCACCAUCGUCGGUGUUGUGCUGCUGCACCUGCUACUCGCGCCGGGAAUCAGCUUCUUGACCGGCGGCAGUCGUACUCCGCAGCUCCGCCUCGAUGCCCGGACGAAUCCAUUGAACCAUAUGCUGUUGGUUACCGCAGUCAUGGUCCUCGCUAUCCCGCUAGUCAUAUUCACGGCCAUGAAAGACACCCAACCGCCGGUCAACCUAAGCGCCGUCGAACUCUUGCAGAUGACGCACGGUAUCGCCAUCAUCAUGUUCGUCGUCUAUAUCGGUUCUCGCCUGUACUUGCAUCGCCUGCCCAGCAACCCCGGAGCGCCUAGUGGGGUCUCUCUGGAGGCUAAUCGAGCCGUCGUUGAUACACAAAGCGGGACCACGGUGCAUACGGGAGAUUCUUCCAGUGCAACGCAGUGCUCCGGGCAGUCUAGGCAUGUCCAUCAGACGCCUAAGGCCAACAAAUAUGUUAGCGUCAUGCUUUUGGUAAUAGCUAUGCCCUUGAUGGGAUUCACAGUUGAAUGUCUUUUGGACUCGAUGGACUUCGUGGGCCGCGAUAUGAGUUCUGGCCUGCAGAGGGAAUGGUUUGGCCUUAUCCUCCUUCCCCUUCUGUCUUUUGCGGCGGACGGUGUCGUCUCUAUCGUGUUCUUCGCCGAGUCGCUCUCUCUCUGCUUGUUCAAGAAGGACUCGGAUAGGAAACCCAAGCCGCCGAAGACUCUUGCGGAGGAUCGCGCGAUCGACAUGAGCAUCCAAUUCACCCUGAUGUGGUUACCCAUAUUCGUGCUCAUCAGCUGGGCGUCGGGAAAGCCUUUCACGCUUUUGUUCGAUAUAUUUGGGGUGGCUAUCCUUAUCGCCGCGUGCUUUCUGGUCAAUUACGUGACCGAGGACGCUCGAACGAACUGGGCAGGCGGGUUGGCCAUGGUAUCUUUCUACGUCAUCAUUGCUUUGUGCGCUUGGUCUUAUCACGGGCAGCCUGCUAUCGCGGCACUCGGCACAUGUGGGCACUCCGCCGAGGCUGCCAAUAUCUAA